Molecule: messenger RNA, 6984 nt
Organism: Spirodela intermedia
Lineage: Eukaryota; Viridiplantae; Streptophyta; Magnoliopsida; Alismatales; Araceae
Source: the annotation of a GenBank genome assembly
AUGAUCAUCACUUCGUCCAGUGGCUUCUUCCCAGGGAGAAGCCUGAGAGGGCUGCGCCGGAGUGGCAUCAGACAUGCUUCAAUGCAACGCUCCGUUCGGUUCUUGCGCAACGGUGGGAAGCCUCCGGCGGCGGCUGGUCGCAGGAUUCUUCGCGCGAGAUCAUCUCUCAUCACCAAUCCGGAGGAUUUCGAGGUGGGGAGGUUCAUUGGAAGCUACGGAUUCAUGAAUGUCACCAGGUUCGUUUUAGCUGCUUCCCCAAGCUUAGACUUAAUACGCGUGGUAAAAUCGCCAGGAUACGAGUUGAACCUCCAAGUACUGUUCUGAUUUGGCUAUGUGCCGUGUGAUUUUCAUUUUUAUAUUUUCAAACGAGCUCAUGUCAUCUUCUUAUACCUCGUGGGCUCUCACGAGACAAAUAAUUUAGUGCCCCGCACCGCAAUGACAUUACGUAUACGAGAAAGAAAAAAAACUAGAUGUACAGCUUUCCAUCCUCGGGAAGAAAAGAGGAAAAAAGAUAUGACUAAGGGGAGAGAGGGAAAGAGAGUCCAUGGCAGAAUUGCACGGGUCCGAAUCGGCAAAUGACUGAUUUGAAAACAGCUUCAUAAUCGGUAAUCGUUAUAUAAAUCUUAUUAUCUAUUUACCAAGCAGGUACAUAGGUUUUGUACUAAUGCCCCUAAAACUCGGUCGAAUUUCUAUCUUUGCCUCUUUUCUCUGAACUUCUGUAUCCCUAGAUGUGAUUGAGUUCCAAUAUAAGCCCACGUUGCAGCGUAAUCAAAUUUACGCAGUAAAACAAUAUUUUAUAAAAAUCUUGUACCAACUUCAUGAGAAAAUCCGAUCUAGGUUAAUUUUCCGUGACUCCUUUGUCCAUUUGUUUUCUUUACUUUAUGUUGCUCAUUAUUUGGUUAAACUUGCAGAUAUACGAGCUCUUGUAGUGCAUCAUGUUAAUAAGUGAUGGCACAUGUACAUGUAAUUACAUUCCAAGUUAACACGCCUUACAGGGAGUUUUUCUGUAAGAAUUUGAAUCGGAUGAUGCUUUAUACUCACGUUUCUUGCUAAGUAACAAUCUUGGAGUAAAUGGUGGUGCUUAUAAGAUUGUGAUGUUUGUUAAUAAUGAUGGUGUUCGUACAAUAAAUAACUUACAAAGUGACUGAAACCUAUUUAAUCAUAAUAGUUAGUGGUAUUAAUCUAAUAAUGUCAACCUAGUUUGUUAUUUCACCAGAUUGGGUGGUUCCAGUGUUGUUACCUAGCUUAAUCUAUUUCCUAUGCUGUUCUGGUGUUUGUUUUGUAUGCUCUAGUUAAAUUGACUCUCAUUUGUGAUGUCAUGUUUUUUAUGAUGUAUUUACUUAUCUUCAAGACAACUUGUUUUCCUUUAUUAAUUUCGUUGAAAUUCCUAUCACGAGUGAAUGUAGUAGGUUGGUCACAUAGAACAGCAUUAUUAAGAAUAAAAAAAUAAAUGUAUUUUUUUAUUAGAAUAGGUUAAACACAAUUUUUUAUUACAUAAUUAAUGGAUACAUUUAUUUCCAUCUUCAUUUACGAUACAGGUAAGUAUGCAUAUUUCACUUUCAAACUGACUUGAACUUGGGACACACGAGUUACACGAUCUAAUCUACUGCAGAGCCUGAGUGUCAAUUCUUGGAUUCUAAUUGGGCAAUGGCUAGAAUAUCGGGGAUUUCCUGUGGCCAGCAGCUUACUAUCUAAUUCAGUGACUAUAUGUCUUUAAAGUGAUUUAGUCCUUGUGAAUAUUCAUUGAGCUCUAGGUUAUUCAGAAUAAAUAUUUUUGUAUAAGGGUAGGAUGGUUGACACCCUUGGCAUCUAGAAUUUACUUGCUGACCAGAAGGUACGAAUUUACAUUUCGAACAUGCUGGUGAUGGCCAAUUACGUCUUUAAAUAAAUUCCAUCUAAUUGUGGUUGAUUUUAUAGAUUCGUGAUUGCUGUAGAACAGAGAAGAUUCUAUGGCUUAUCUGUGGUGGUACUUGAUAUUUUAUACAAUGCCGUACAAUACUUAUUUCGUAUUCUAAUGCACCAAGCUCUUGCGACUUAUUUUAUUCCAUUUCACAAUGGUUCUUAAAUGUAUGCAGCUUUUCAUCAUUUAAUUUACGGGGGCUUUCUAGUGGUGGAGGGCUUGAAGAACUGGAUGUCAGGUAUUCUCCAGAAGAUAUUGAGAGGUUAAAAGUUCAAGACGUUGGAGAAGGCCAAGUGAAGAUCAGGUGUCUUCCUAGCUCUGUAAUAUAUUCUUUAAUUAGAUGUUAUUUCUUUUACUAAUAUACUUUACUCAUGACAGUCUAUUUUCAGGCUUUAUGAAGGAAGGAUUGUCCAAGGUCCACUUAGAGGGACUCGGAUAAUCUUCAAGGUAUUUAUUUAUCUAUUGCAAUACUCUACGAUUUGACGAAAAGUGUUUGUCGUAUUUAUCACCUACUUGAAACCUUUCUGUUUUGUCAUUUCUUAAUCGUGUUUAUAACACACUAGUCUGCAUAUAAAGGUAAUACCGACAUAUUUAGAGUAAUAAGGGAUCACAAUCUGUUAGAACAAGUUUCACUACUGAUUGUGACGAGUUUUUCACCAAGUAAUGAAUACUGACUGAGGCCUCUGUGGCCUGUUUUUUGCGUUUGUUCAGGUAUACCCUGGGCUGCGUGCUGGUGGCGUGGAGGCGGAUAUGAUGGCUGCCAAUGAGCUCAAUUGUCACGCUUUCCUUCAAGUAGGAAGAACUCUUGACAUAAUUUUGAUGCUAAUUAAGCCUCCUUUUCAAUCUUCAUCAUCUAACGCUUUGCAACUAUUAUGUUCUCAACUUUGUCCUUUCACAAUUCAGGGUGAGACUGGACGUAUAUGCCAAAAUAUUCAGAUUUUCUUAGGGGGUUUUGAGACAAAAACUGGAGAGCAGGUUGAAAAUACCAAUUUUUAAUUUCUUUUCACAUGUAUAUCAUGCUUUCUGUUUCAGCAACUGAUGCCCAAAUUGUGGCUUCUCUGCAGUGGCUGGCCUUCCGUAAUGAUGGGAUAUAUAGCGCUGCAGACUAUGCUAAAAUCAUGGGUGAAGAUGUGUUGAAAUAUCGGACUGAGCAAAGGUCAUGGAACCCCUUUGACUGGGAACAAAAGAUGACGCGGAGAAGAAAGUUUGUCAUCAAGCUUCUCAAUGGUGCCAUGGGUGGGCUUGCUUACAUGCACAGCAACGAAAGAUUGCACCAGAGUCUUGGACCGGCUUCUGUUGUUCUCAAGUACAUAUCAUAUCAACAUUUAUUUACAUGUAUUUUAUAGAUUAUUUGCUCUUUGCAUUUAUUUUGACAGCCAUUGUGAUGGUUGACAGUACGAUUAUGGAAAAAGAUGCAGACUACUUGGUGCCACGACUUCGUGAUCUGGCCUUCUCAGUUGACAUUAGGCAAGCUCACCAUUCUCUGUCUCCGGAAUCAUGUCUGUCCAGUAAUAAUUUUACCUUUGUCAGCCUAAAACCUGAAAAGAACAUAUUAAGAUUUAUUCUUUCUUGAUGUGGUUAAGAAAUUGAAGUGAUCUCAUUUGGCUUCAGGAGUUUCCUUGCAUGUUAUGCAACCAGAUCGCCUGCAAGCUUUCCCAUGUUUCGAUGUACAUAAUCAUGUGAUUGGUGAUCCAGUGUGUGAUAAAGUAAGGGAUUAUAAAAAUGGACAACAUAUGUGUAUGCUUUCGACGGAUUUUAUUCAGGAGUCCAAAAAAUAAUUUCUUAUGUUAAAAAAACAUGUUCUUAGUGGAGAUUCUUGAUCAGAUUGUUGAGCUUAAGAUAAUUUACAUCUCACAUCUUAGAGAAUAUUUGAUAGAUUCAAUCAGGGGUUUUGGAGUAGACAGACUAAAUACAGUGGUCUCUGAGGGUUCCUCAAAUGGUCAUAUAACUGGAGGUACAUUGAAAACACAUGGCACUCUGCUAGGGUUAUUGAAUUCAGAUGCUCUGUAUUAUGUUCACAAUAUGCUUCAUAGUAUUUCCAGUUCAUGAAUGAUUUUAGAGUUUUACUUUUUCAGGUAGUGGGGCAUAAAUUCCUGUCUCAUUAGUGAUGGAACUUGAGCGGAUCGUCUUUGAUAAUCAUCUUAUAAUUUUUUACUGCCUUAUACCAAAGUAUGAAUAUUUCCAACCCCCACGAAUUUUCUUCAGUAAUUCCGAAGUCAAUGCGGACUUCUGUUUUCGACAUUUUUUGCCACUAAAGUGGUUCUUCUUGGAUUCCUAGUUAUGGGACAGUAAUCGGUGAUAUUUUUCAAGUUGAGGCAAACAAAACAAAAUGCAAAAUUAAUAAUCUGAUAGAUAAGCUAUGAAAGAUUCUCGGAUUUCUUUUCUAUGCAUCAGAUCCUCCUUGAAAAUAGAAUGUUCUGACACCCCUAACCGUUGAGUUCCUUUGGACGUCGUUAAUUCAAUUAAAUUUUCAUGUUGAGGCUGAAGUGGUAGAUCUGAGGCUCCUGUGGUCACAGGAAAUAAGUGCCGAACCUCUACAUCUUAAUCUCUAUUACACGCCAUGUAUUUUUAGAUCAUUUCCGUGACACUUAAUGUGGCAGAAAUUACAGUUUGCUAUCUGCAUCCUCUUUUCCUUUACUUUAUAACUUUUCUAUCAUCGGCUGUACCACCUUCCAACAAAAAUUUAAACGUUCUCUAUCACCUCAGCAAUAAUAACUUAUGAAGACAAUCUUGUGCUAGAAACACGAGAUAAAACCUAAUGCCUUCUGCUGACAAUGCACAAAUGGCUAACAUAAGGUUUAUUGACUGACUUAGUCCAGGUCAAAACAUAUCGGAAAAUAAUAUUUUAUCCGAUAUCAGUUAAUCAUAGGAUUUAUUCCCUCAAGUUGGAGUCACAUAUAUCAGUGUUCAAAGUCUUUCCAUAUUUCUUUCGACUGUUUUUCUUUCCUUGACAUCAACCAUCCACCAAGUGAUGACCGUCUUGGUCUACAGAGAAUCUUGUGGCAUGUCGGAAGACAUGCAAAUAUGUGGUGAAUGGGGAGGUUACGUUUGUUGAUGCGGCCCCUUUUCUUGAAUCUUGAAUAAUCGACAAAUUAUGUAGGUUGUGUUAGGGAACUUAAGUUAUCCUUCUUAUCUCAAGGCUCUUCUGGUAAAUUAGAUAUCGCAUGAUCUAUGUAUCAAGUCUAGUAUUGCGUUCUCGAUCACAGGUAUUCAUCGUUAGACACGAGUCCAGGAGUGCUCUCUGAAGGGCUAUGGCGCCGGGCCUCUGCAGCUGGGGCUUUUACGCUCCUGGAGAAAAGAGCUUUUGGGAUAGCUGAUGACAUGUAAAAUAGCGGCAGAUAUUUCCAUCUAUGUUUACCAUAAAACGUGGCCUGAUAGACAGCUUACUUAGUCUAAAUUUCAUUGUUUUCAUGUCUACCUGCAAGCAGAUUUGAGGCGGGUCUUCUGUUUUUGUACCUGACAUUCCUUCCAUUCUGUGAAUCAGGCGCCAUGGAUGGUCUUUCCUUGCAAGUAAGAGUAGCUUAUUGCAAAACUGUUUCUUCCUGAUCAACCAUAUAUCAACAUAUUUUUUAUUUUAUUUUUAUUUUUAUUUUUUUACUGAAUCAAUUUUGAGUAUAAAAUCUCGCAGAGGCUUUUUGAGGGCACUUUCCAGCUUGACCUUGAAGCUGCAAGAGAGUAAGGGUUCCUGCUCUGUUGUUGCCUUCAUUUUAAUGGCUAUUUCUACGAUUUUUUCUGAUCAUGUAAAAAUUUGGAUGUUCUUCUCAGUUCCCGAAUCAGAAUUUUCAUAUUUUCGGAAAACCCUUUUUUGCAUAGAUCAAGAUUUAUUAACUAUCAUUCAACUGGCAUCAGAUGUAGGUGUUCUUUCAGGCUCUCCACUUGAUCUAUCAUUUUAAUGUUGACUGCUUUCUAUGCUGUAGAAAUCUUCUCUGAAUGUCAUUUUAACCGGUUUUUGCCAUUACCCUGCUGGCCCGUGGGCUUACUUACCACACUGAGUCAAUGCACAUUGACUCUCAUUAUUCCCACCAUUACUAUUCUCCAUAACUUAUUUGAGUCAAAACUGAGCUGGUCUCAGUAGCUAUGAGUGUUGAAAAAACAUAGGGGACAACCAUCUCAAGAUUCAUUCACCUCUAACACCCAUUAUAUGGGGCGAAACUCUAGAUAACUUUCCAAAAAUGCCCUCAUUCUUUAAUAGUAUUUCCUUUUUUUAAGACUUACAACUUCCAACAAUGAGGUGUAUAAACUGAAUCAGUAAUCAGACUGUCUCUUCCCAGACUUGUGUUCAAGGGGUUGACUUGGUUUGUAUCCUAUUUUAUAGCGGAAGGUCAACUAGUCCAACAAACAUGUUAGAAAUAUAUGUUCAAGGGUUGACUCGGUUUAUAUCCUAUUUUAUGCAAGUAUUUCUCUCAGUUUAUAUCUUAUUUUAGGGCAGAUGAUAUUCUGCCGAAAAGAAAAGCUUAUCGUUUACGCACGCCCUCUUGGUUAUGUCUGCUGAGUCUUUCAGGUACUGCCUGGCGGAUGACCGCUUAAGAGAAGCCGUCAAGUUCUUGGACCUUGGUAAUCGCGCAGGCUGGGAGCUGCUUCAGGUCAGCUUUUGACCCUAUUCUUUUGGGUGAUCUUCUUUCCCAUAUAUAUCCAUCUGACAAACACUAAAAGAGGAAAAAAGUUCCCUCUUUUUUCCUGCCAGCUGGGAUCUGCAGAUGAUCCCUACUUCCUUUUUCCCUCCUCCUCCUCCGGAUAGCUCCCUUAGUGUUGCAUAUUACGUGGGGUGUCAACGUGUUGACUGGGCUUUGUUGACUGCCACGUGGCUUCAUUUUUUGUUCUGCACGUGGCAGUGGGUGAUUCUCCUGUAUAUCAGAAUGCUCCUUAGUGGAUUGGCUUUUGACCUCUACUCCCUCUUUUUUUCUUUUGAUUUGCUGCAUAAUUUCUUCUGUUUGCUCUUUUGGGUGGUGUGAAUGGGGGCUUCUUUUGGUCGCUGACUUUUUUGUGUGCUGCUGACGCAGUCAAUGCUAAACCCGGAUUAUCGUCAACGCCCAAUUGCCGAAGCAGUACUCAGCCACCGCUUCAUGACUGGCGCUGCCCUCUGA